GCGUAUAUUAGAAUCAUGCUACAAUCAUGUGGAGUUGGUUUACCAUUACAGAUAUUCUGCAUUCAGACAACUAGGGACUUUGCCAGUCUCCUCCAGUCUGGGGCCACCUCUCCCAGCUGA
Messenger RNA from Geodia barretti, 120 nucleotides. NCBI's taxonomy places the organism in Eukaryota, Metazoa, Porifera, Demospongiae, Tetractinellida, Geodiidae. The record is from the annotation of a GenBank genome assembly.